ACCGAACUUUAUAAUAAAAUUAAAAAAAUUGAAGCCCUUUUCAGGAUCAGUUAGGACGCAGUACCCGCCACGUUGUGAUUUUCCUUAAUUAACAACUUUAACUCCGGUAGCUUCUCUCUUCUCCGGCUUUCUUCAAAGCGGUUGACCCAACUCCGGCGAAGUACCUAAAUUUCCGAUCAGUUUCCCCUAACUUAAUUUUCCGUUUCUGAAAAAUUUUAGUACUGAACCCCAAAAUUCAGUUUCCGAAACUUAGAAAAACGAAAUGAAAAACGGAGAAGUAGUGAACGGAAGAGGAGGAGUAUGUUCAUCGGAAACCGUUAAUGGAGGCGAAGAUGUGUUCAGUUGCGAAAAAACUGAUGCUUCCUCUGCUGAUCAUCUUGUAAUUAUGGUACACGGUAUUCUAGGAAGCACUACAGAUUGGAAGUUUGGUGCUGAGCAGUUUGUCCGGAGGUUUCCUGACAAAGUUUUUGUUCAUUGUAGUGAACGUAAUAUUGGAAAACUAACAUUGGAUGGUGUGGAUGUAAUGGGUGAGAGAUUGUCAGAGGAGGUUCUUGAAGUGAUCAAGAGAAAGCCAGGUCUGAAGAAAAUUUCUUUUGUCUCACACUCUGUUGGAGGGUUGGUGGCAAGAUAUGCCAUUGGGAGGUUAUAUAGACCUCGUAGAAUAGAAAAUACUGAGGAUUUAUCAGCCAAUGCAUGUGUAGAAGGGUUGGAGGAUUGCACGAUAGCUGGUUUGGAACCAGUUAAUUUUAUCACUGUUGCCACACCUCAUCUUGGUUCUAGGGGUAACAAGCAGGUGCCAUUUCUUUUUGGUGUAACUGCCUUAGAGAAAGCUGCUUUCCAUGUAAUCCAUUUGAUAUUUAAAAGAACAGGGAGGCACCUUUUUCUUUGCGAUAAUGAUGAAGGGAGGCCUCCAUUACUUAAACGCAUGGUGGAAGACAAGGGUGAACUACAGUUCUUGUCUGCGUUGCGUUCAUUCAAGCGCCGAGUUGCAUAUUCAAAUGUUGGCUAUGAUCAUGUUGUUGGUUGGAGAACAUCAUCUAUUAGACGUAAUAAUGAACUACCCAAGUGGGAAGACUCCUUUAAUGAGAAGUAUCCUCACAUUGUGUAUGAAGAACAUUGCAAGGCAUGUGAGGGUGAGCAGGGUGAGUCUGUUGUGAAGGAGGAUGAUUCUUUGGACAAGUUGGAAGAAGAAUUGGUGACUGGUUUAUCUAGAGUGUCAUGGGAUAAAGUGGACGUUAGCUUUCACAGGAUCAGGCGUAGGUUUGCUUCUCACACUGUUAUUCAGGUGAAGGAUCAAAAAAUAGAUGCCGAAGGUGCUGAUGUUAUACAACAUAUGAUCGAUAAUUUUAUCGUAUAGAGGCCAAAAUCAAAUCUGAAAUUUUCAAGGUGAUCAAUGAUUUGCAUGGAGGGGCAUAUCUAGAGGGUUUAUUAUUAGUUCACACGAACCUAGUAAAUUUUGCCAAACUCUCUAUAUAUAUGUAUAUAUAUAAAAAAAAAAUAUUAAAUAUCUACAGUAUGAGUGUGUAACUUUUACUAUUAUAUUAUUAACUUGAGUUUGUUAUAGGAACUUGUAAGUUUCAAAUGUUGGAUUCGUCUCUGGGCUUUGCAGGUUAGGUUCUUCUAUGAAUCGUUUUAGACAA
This is a messenger RNA of Solanum lycopersicum (tomato), 1640 nucleotides long. Its product is annotated as lipid droplet phospholipase 1-like. The record is from RefSeq and is a predicted model, not a curated record. NCBI's taxonomy places the organism in Eukaryota, Viridiplantae, Streptophyta, Magnoliopsida, Solanales, Solanaceae.